Molecule: messenger RNA, 339 nt
Organism: Fonsecaea nubica
Lineage: Eukaryota; Fungi; Ascomycota; Eurotiomycetes; Chaetothyriales; Herpotrichiellaceae
Exons: 1
Coding region: 1-339 (112 amino acids)
Source: RefSeq, a predicted model, not a curated record
AUGCCUCGUCAAAUUUUAGCGCCCUUCCACAGCUCGUCCUCCCGAUACGCGCAAUCACCCACGGCCGAUGCCGUGAUGGAAAAUCUCAAUGAGCUCUACGCCACCGCGAAAGACGAGUUCGAAAUUGCGGCCGAAGAGACGGAAAAGAAGACGGUCUAUGCGGCCGAUGACAGAGAGGCGGCAGCGGACGCACUGAAGAUGCUGCAGGAGGCUUUCCAAAAGGCGCUGAAGGAGACGAGCCCAGAGGUCAGCAAGGAGAUUCAGAGUCGGGUCGGACCGAGGAUACGAGAACUGGAGAACGCGGUCAAGGCAAUGGAAGAGAUGGCCAUGGAGGAUUAA